Messenger RNA from Brachypodium distachyon (stiff brome), 1500 nucleotides. Its product is annotated as probable WRKY transcription factor 53. Gene Ontology annotation, biological process: regulation of DNA-templated transcription. The transcript is spliced from 2 exons. Gene Ontology annotation, cellular component: nucleus. Gene Ontology annotation, molecular function: DNA-binding transcription factor activity; transcription cis-regulatory region binding. The record is from RefSeq and is a predicted model, not a curated record. Lineage: Eukaryota; Viridiplantae; Streptophyta; Magnoliopsida; Poales; Poaceae. The coding region runs from base 180 to 1106 and encodes 308 amino acids.
CUCGUCUCCCCGCCUCCAUCCAUCCCACCCCCUCUCACUCUCUCAGGCUCUCACCGCAACUCGCCAGCAAAAUCCUUCACACCAACGAGAAGCCCAAUCAAAUCCUCGAUCGGCUCCUUCUCACCCGAUCGAUCGAGCUUGACGCGGGACACACACGCACCGUUCGCGGGGAAGAAGCAAUGGAGGGCGCCAUGGAGGGGAAGGGCGGCAGCCAAGGGGAGCAGCUGGUGUCGGAGCUGUGCCGCGUGCAGGGCCUGGUGCGGCAGCUGGAGCUGCACCUGCAGGCGCCGGACGCCGGCUCUGUCGAGCACUGCCGCCGCCUCGCCGCGCAGAUCGUCGCGCUCACCGACAGGUCCAUCGCCUUCGUCACCGCCGCCGCCAUGACGCCGCGGUCCGGCACGGCCAGCCCCCUCAGCGACGUCUCCCACCAGCAGCAGCCCUUCAGGCAGCCCAACCCCAAGAAGAGGAAGGCGACGGCUCGGUGGACGAGCCAGGUGAGGGUGAGCGCGGCGGGCGGCGCCGAGGGGCCGGGGGAGGACGGGCAUAGCUGGAGGAAGUACGGGCAGAAGGACAUCCUGGGAGCCAAGCACCCCAGGGGCUACUACCGCUGCACACACCGCAACUCGCAGGGCUGCGCCGCCACCAAGCAGGUGCAGCGCGCCGACCACGACCCGGCGCUCUUUGACGUCGUCUACCACGGCGAGCACACCUGCAGGGCAUCAUCCACCGGCGCCGGCGCCGGCAGUAGGAUCAGGCCGCCGCCGCUGGACCAGCAGCAGCAGCAGCAGCACAACCCGCACGCGCAGAGCCUGCUGCAGAGCCUCAGCGCCGGCCUCACCGUGGACACGGCGAGCCUGCUGCACGCCUCCUCGCCGAUGACGCCGCCGUCGAUGGCGUCCGACUCCAACGGCGGCCUCACGCCCAUGUCUGCGUCGUACCCGGUGAACGCCUUCACGGAGUGGCCUUUGGACUGCGACCUCCAGGAGGUGGUGUCGGCGCUCACGGCCGUGUCAGGGCCGGCGCCCGCCAUGUACACCGACGACGUCAUGACGUACUACUUCGAGUUCGACCCGACCUUCGGCGCCGACAUGCCGAGCCUUUUCUGAUGAGGAAGAACAGAGGAUCGUUCAAGUGCAAGUGUGAUCACCCCUACCCCUGUCCAAAUUGUCCAUGGCAUGAUGGCAGGAGGGAAGAACAGAGAAAUGGUUCUUCCUAAGGUCAGAUCAGUGCAGAUGUAAUCACAGCAGGAGCACACUAGCUAGGCAGAAGGGAGCCAUAGGACAUCUGAACUCUGAAUAGCAUAUCUUGUCCCAUUCUUUAUUUCUUUUCUACAGUUUUUUUGUUUGGGUUUCGAUCUUGUUGAUUUAUGUAUGAAAAGGGAGAGAGAGAAAAAAAAAUAAGAUGUGGAAAUUUAAGUUCCGCUGAAUCUGAGAACUGGUUUUUGUGGACAGUCUGUAAAGCCCCUCUUUGGACUUUGAAUGGUUCACUUUGAAGUUUCUA